Messenger RNA from Sycon ciliatum, 1753 nucleotides. RefSeq names its product zinc finger protein 888-like. Lineage: Eukaryota; Metazoa; Porifera; Calcarea; Leucosolenida; Sycettidae. Gene Ontology annotation, biological process: regulation of transcription by RNA polymerase II. Gene Ontology annotation, molecular function: DNA-binding transcription factor activity, RNA polymerase II-specific; RNA polymerase II cis-regulatory region sequence-specific DNA binding. Bases 1 to 1410 code for a protein of 469 amino acids. Gene Ontology annotation, cellular component: PcG protein complex; chromatin; transcription regulator complex. The record is from RefSeq and is a predicted model, not a curated record. The transcript is spliced from 2 exons.
AUGAACGACUGUGACUGGACUUCGGAGGAGAGUGACGACUCUGAUGCACUCUCACCACUGCAGCCAUUAGUAAUAUGGUCAAGCAGAAGGUCAACCGCGUGUCCUCCACCGCCAACUGCACCAUCUUAUAGUACACCGUACUCAGCUCUUCACCACGUAUACCUCAAUAGUGGUAAUCAAGUAGCCACAUCAGAAUUCUCCUCUUCCCAUUUUUGUCUUCAGAAUACCGCAUUCAGCCCUUGGAAAUCACGAACAUCUUGCGCCGGUGUUCCUCAAGAUCAUGGACCCAAGGACAUGGUGACAGAUAAAAUCAGGGACCCUCGACCAGAAAUCCAGAGGAACAAGGAUACAAAGACCAGUGAUGCUUCAAAUACAGCUGUCGAAAACCCAUGUUUGGAUUCCUUGACAUCGGCAAUGGACAAGGAUCAAAUUUCGCAAGGUAACAGUACCCCAACCGUUAACUGCUAUCGUGAACCCGUUUCAGAUCAGUACACAGGCUACGAGGAAGUAGCGUUUCACACUGAAUAUGUAUCUUCUCCAGUGGCUAGUCUACCCGCGGAUUCCGAUCAUCACGAUCUUGAAAUAAACAACACUCAUCACACGUCUGAACCUUUUUCUGAGAAAGUUUGUCAACUUCAAUCUGACCUUCUCCAACCAGAAAAUACACUCUGCGAAAAAGCCGGAAAGUCCCUUGAUCGCCAGCCCGAUAGGCUUGAUCGCGAACUUUCACAUCUUGGAGAAAAGCAAUAUAGAUGUAAGCAUUGCGAUAAAUCUGUUUCUACUCCGUCUUGCCUAAGUUCUCAUGAAUGUACACAUCCAGAAGAGAAAUCGUUAAAGUGUAAAGAGUGUGACAAAAUGUUCACCACGCGACAUAAUCUUACCCGACAUGCACGACUUCACUCAGUAGGCAAAGCGUUUCCGUGCAAGUACUGCGCAAAGCUAUUCGGUGACAAAUACGGCCUACAUGUUCAUGAACGUAUCCAUACCGGGGAGAAGCCGUUCAGGUGUGGUUACUGUGAUCAAAUGUUUCGCCAUAAUACCGAUCUUAGAGUUCAUGAACGUAGCCAUACUGGAGAGAGACCAUAUAAGUGUAAAUCGUGCGAUAAGUCAUUCACGGUGAAAGAAAAUCUCACGGUACAUCAGCGCAUCCAUACUGGAGAAAGACCAUACAAGUGUAAAUCAUGCGAGAAGUCAUUCACGAAAAAAUCAGAUCUCACCCGGCAUCGACGCAUCCAUACUGGAGAGAGACCAUACAAGUGUAACUUGUGUAACAAGUCAUUCAAGACGAAAUCAAAUCUCACCGUGCAUCAACGCAUCCAUACUGGAGAGAAACCAUACAAGUGUAAAAAAUGUGGCAUGGCAUUUCGGGAAAUGUCAACUCUCAAAUAUCAUCAACGAAUCCAUACUUGAGAGUAACCAUUUUCGUGUAAGGACUGUGGAAAGUCUUUCACUAAGAAAUCCAGCCUAAUACGUCAUGAGUGGAUCCAUCCCUGAGAGAACCUGAUCAUGUGCAAUCGAUUGUGACGAGAUUUCAAUGCGAAAAAGAAACAUGGAAGACCAUAGAAAUACAAAACACAGAAAACAGCAAUAUCGUUUCAAGAUGAUGGGAAAUGCUUUGAACCUAUCAAAGAGCGUUUAAAACAUUAUUCCUUGUUUAUGCUUCAAACGCUUCAAACUCUCUAACUCGUUUUCUUAUAGGCAUUUUUUGGUAACUGUUCAGUUUUAGUUAUUGCUCUGCGUGCACCGUCUUAUC